Molecule: messenger RNA, 4320 nt
Organism: Actinia tenebrosa (Australian red waratah sea anemone)
Lineage: Eukaryota; Metazoa; Cnidaria; Anthozoa; Actiniaria; Actiniidae
Product: synaptotagmin-6
Source: RefSeq, a predicted model, not a curated record
CACGAAAUUGCACACAUUUUAAGCCGGUAUGUGAAUGUGGAUGAAAACGAUGCAGGCUAUUGUCCUUUACUGCAAUUUUGUUGCGAAUACUACGGGUGUUUGUCAAGCAGAUUAGCAUUAUAAAUUGACCCCUUGGUUGAAUCAAGCAUUCUGUGAGAGUAUCAAAUACCAUUUAAAGGGCUUUUACUACAACUACGACCAGAUCUUGUAGCGUCUGUUUGUUGGUGAACGAUACACCGUGAAGGAAUGUAGAAAUCGAGGCUUAAGAUUCCUUAGUCACGGUCAUAAACCUGAUGUGUUAUCAUAGUUUGAGUUUUGAAAGCUAUAACAUCAAAUUGGACAGAGCUUAGAUUAUUUUGCACGAAAGCAACUUAAAUUCCAACAGAAAGGGUAGCCGACGUAUAGUAUUGAUAGCACUGACUUUCUAAGGGCAAUGGACGGCCAUGAGAAUCAAACUCGCCAUGUAUAUCUUGUACCUCUUCUUGUGACAAUUCUGAUUGGUUGUUGUAUCGUCUUGGUAACCAUGCUGUCUAUGCUAUGCUGGCGUCGAUUUAGGAAUCUGUCUCUACGGGAGCAGUUCCUUGAUUACCGUGAGGUACCGGUGCUAAGCGACAAAGAAGACAAAAUAGAAAACUCCAUAACAAAAGAAAAACCGACCGAAAAUGGCCAUGUUGAGGAACUUAUCGAGAAGCCCAUUCCUGUUCUUCGUCAGGUGCAGAGGGGACCCAUGAAACACUUUGCAAAACAGCCACCACCCCCCUGGACACCCAAACCAGAACUGAACGUGGUAUCGGUACAACCUCUGGAUAAUGAUAAAGAAGAUGGCGAUGCCGAUCCGAUGUCUAGUUCAACGGAUGAUGACGAGGGUGAUACGUCCCCUAUUGAAAUGGCUGCUCCGUAUGACCUGAGAGAUGUGACGCCAAUCGAGGAAUUUACGGCGCCCAGCGAUGCAGACUUCCUUGGACGGAUUUAUUUUUCUUUGCAAUACGAUGCCCCAAGAGCUGUUCUAGUUGUUCGAAUAUUAAAAGGAGAAGAGUUUCCGCCAUAUUUGGGACAAGCACCCGAUGUUUUUAUGGAGGCAAAGCUCUCCCCAACCAUGAAGAACGGCCAGUUAAGAACCGAAAUCCACGAGAGAACAUCCCAUCCUUCUUUUAACGAGAUCUUUGAGUUUGGACUUUCGUAUGAUGAGAUCAGAAAACAGACGCUGCACUUUGCUCUGUGUUACAUGGAUAAAUAUUCGCACCCCUUCCACGUGGGGGAAGUGAUACAUCCUCUGGAUCAUUUGGAUAAGGGAGAGGACGACAUUCUAAAAGAAGAAAUGAUAGUAUGCAGAGAGAUACAGAAAAUGUUACAGAAAGAUGAUGAUAUAUCACGUGACCUUGGAUAUGGCCAGAUAUUGUUUUCGCUAAUGUAUAUGCCGCUGACCAGAAGACUAACCAUCGUGAUCUUCAAGGCACGAGAUCUCAAGUCAUGUUCCGAAGGGAUUCCAGCUGUUUACGUAGAGGUAGUCAUGGUCAACACAUUAAAAAGAAUACGAAAGAGAAAAGCAACGACUUUGAAGACAGGGACUCUGUCACCCGUAUACAAUGAGGCAAUGGCUUUCGAUGUGGCAAACAUGAAGCUAGAUGAUGUCAAACUCCAAGUAUUUGUCAAGCAAAAAAUGGAAGGCGUUCCACACAAAUUAAUGGGCCGUGUAGUACUCGGCUCCAAUGUUGAAGGGUUCGAGAAUGAACAUUGGAUGGAAGCGAUGAAUGCUAAAAAACCGAUUGCACAUUGGCAUAGCUUGAGUAAAGCACAUCCUUCCAUCUCACCCACCAAACCACGAAAAGCAAAGACAAUGUCUUUUCCGUGUGGGAGAAAUGUAGAACGAUUCUUGGCCUCUUCCUCUGAUAGUGAAGGCUGAAGCGACCUGUGUACAGUAAACUCGCAAUAAUAAAUUAUUUUAACGGGGCUUUCGUUCGUUAGAAUGCGGAGCUCGUGAGAGGCUCUAAGGGUUCGGUCAAAGGUUCACUCUCCUUUCCCCCAGCAACAAAAUAUAUAUUAAAGUGACAAUAGGAAUACUCCCUUUCUUUAGUCCCAUACAAGUGAGGCUAUCGUGUCGAUACAAUGCUUAUUGUCUCAUUGCAUGCAUCCAUAGUAUCUGCUAUUGCAAAGAGCAUGUUAAUGCAGUAGUUUUACAUGGAAUGCCCUUGUAUUUACCACACUUUGCGCCGGCACAGUUCGUGUCUUCUCAACUCGAAUGCGGUCAACUCGAAGGCAUACCAUUAUGAAUUAUUGUAAUUUCUUUCUUAUUAAAAGCAAAGUAAUACUCUUCAACCUUGAUACUCCUCUGCGCUAAUGAAUGAAAGACCCCUUGGUUAGAUUAUUCUAAGAAAAUACUCUCCAGGGUCGUAAUUUAAAAGGGUAUCCUUUUUUCUUUCAAAAUACCAACUUGAUUUUUUGAUAAUAGAUAUUAUUUUUUGUCGCGUAUUUUGAAAUAUAGAAAGCUAUGUUUUCCUGUACAUACGAAUCUAGUCUCCUCCGAAGGAGACUAAUACGAAUCAAGACACCUCUCAAUUUAACAUCGGUGUAUAAUGGUCUAACUUAUUUCAAUUAUAAUAUGAAGAAAUUUCUAUAUUACUUUUUGGAUUGAAGGUGUGGGAUGUGUAUUUAGUAGGCCUGGUUCUCACUUCUAUCAAAAUGAAUAUAAGCAUAGUCAAUAUCGUACCCAGAGCCUGCGUUUCAUCUGGCCUGCGACGAAGAACGAGGGCUCUGGCAUAAUCCGUUUUUUUGGCGCAUGCGCAAUUUUUCGGAAAUAUAAUCAAUGAAAAUCAUGCUUUCAACAAGUGGUCUGUGUUUACUUCCGAUCAAAAUAAAAAUUAGAAAUCGGGAACAUAUUCUUUGGGCAAGUCUUUCAACGCAUGUGCUCUUAUACCGAAAGUCCAAGAAAUCCUGGUCGCAAAGAAUAGAUUAUUUCAGAGCCCUCGUUCUUCGCCGAAGGCAAGGAGAAACGCAGGCUCUAGGUACGAGAUUAACAUAGUCUACAUGCGGAGACUCGUUGCAGCUCUUUUUUCAAGAGGCCAGUAACGACUAAAUCUUUUUUUUGGAGUCUCCUUGGGCAAGGGAAACAAUAGACUUGUCCUGUAGCACUAGGGUAACACUACUUUAUUGCACUAUUGAAUCUUACUGCUAAAGUUUAUGUUCGUGGUGUUUGUGAAAAUCUCACUCAUCACUCACGCCUAAAAUGUUUUAUGGUGUAUCGUUAGAUCAAGAGUGAUCGUUAGCGGGGAAUUCUUUUAAGGAACUCAAAGUUUAAUCUUAAGUAACUCUUAGAGUGGUUUUCAUAAACACAUAAAACAAAGUGUACUUAUUAGAGUGUAAUAGUCGGAUAAACACAAUAGAAAACAAGAGAAUUAGAGUGUAAUAGUACUAAAUAAGCUAAAGUGUAUUUCACGGGUUUAUGAAAACCACUCUACUGAUAAAACAGGUUCGAAUCUGCGCACACGUUCAUAUCGAGCAUGCAAGGUGAAGCUCAGUGUCGUGCGCAAACUUUUAUUUGUUAAAAAGACAUGGAUUCUGGUGCGCAUAUUCUUGGAGUGCAACCACAUGCCUCAAAAUCUCCCGAGAUAAACGACAAUGAAACAGUCGCCAUGUUGGCUUAUCAAACAAGAGAAGGUAACGAGGAAAGCUUUGUUAUUGGCAACCAACAUGGCGGUUAUGACGUAACAUGCACCCCAAGAAUUGUUUGCACGAAUCGAAUGUACUCAAUGAUAAUAUGCGACUAUCCAUAAUGUUAGUAGAUCUUAACGGUAUUCUGCAUCUAUUACUUGCUAUUCUACGUUGCGCUCAGCAUUGGUAGAUUGAAUGUACACUCGGCGUAUUUUGACUGCUACGAGCAACUUUGUCAACUUUCUGCGCGCAACCGUUGAAUUAUCAUGUAUCUAGGCUUUACCAUGCAAAUAAUCUACACUGAAGUCAUGAUCACUUGUGAAUUAGUCUCUAUUCCUCGGCAGCCAUUGGCCUUUUCUGAAUCUAUCAACAUGAUGCAUUAUGGACCAGUUUGGGUACCAACACCAUAUUAGGUACCAUAGUAGGUGUUUGUACCGAAACUAUUUUAUACAAUGUACCAUGCUCGCUGUCUCAGAAGUGGUUUAGUAUUUUUGUGGGAGCAAAAGAUUUUAGCACGAGUAGCCUCGGUACUGGGGCAUUGACAUAGUAUAGAUUAUGAAUGCAUAAGCAUGACCGCCACGUGUGAAGUUCCUUAAGAGAACUGUUGAAGAUUAUAAUCAUGGACAUCAUAAGGGGUAGCUGGUUUCAAUAAAAAAAAAAUGAAUUGAGAUA